AUGGCACUCAAGCCCAGGCCAUUCGCCGACAGCCUAUGUCACGAGUCUCCCCGCGACAUGGAUGAGCUCUGCGCUCACGCUGUAGGAUACAUCCAGAUGGAGGAACACUCCGCUUUCCGUAAUCAAAUUCGUGGAAAAGGACCAAUGAAGCCUGAACAGGGCCACAAAGACAAAAUCAGGGUCAACACCGAUAGCCAAGUCCACAUUCUGGAGGAGGCCAGUGAUAGCAACCUACUCGCCCUGCCACCGCCAGGCCACACUCCCAACAGUGCGGACAAGUCCAAACACUGCCAGUACCACAGGAAUCACGGCCACACCACCGAGGAGUGCCGCACACUCCGAGAUCGCAUCGAAGAACUCAUCCAAUCAAGCCACCUCGGCCACUAUGUCCAGCAAAGUCACCAGGGAAGCUACGAUGGACCAAGACGAGAUAGAGGACAUGGUUCAGGAGCUCGCACGAACCAACCCUCUGGUUCUCAACUCAACCCCGGCAGAGCAGUGCAAGCCGAGAGCUUACCGAUGAUUACUUUUACCGACAAAGACUAUGCCGAAGUCAAUCCCAACCAGGAUGAUCCCAUGGUUAUAGCCGUGGAGUUGGCCAAUUGGGAGGUUCACAAGACACUGAUCGACCAACAGAGCUCGGCCGACGUCCUGUAUUGA
Molecule: messenger RNA, 660 nt
Organism: Cajanus cajan (pigeon pea)
Lineage: Eukaryota; Viridiplantae; Streptophyta; Magnoliopsida; Fabales; Fabaceae
Source: RefSeq, a predicted model, not a curated record